AUGACUCGCCUGAACCCUCCUCUUCCUAAUCCCAAAUGUACACCGCAUGUGUGGGAGUACGAGAAGAUCCGUCCUAGUCUUCUUCAAGCUGGAGAGCUCAUUACCGAAAAACAGGCCGAACGCAGAGUGUUGAUGCUUGUGAAUCCGUCCAGAGAUGCUCCUUACACCACUGACACGAUUUAUGGGGGCCUUCAACUAGUCAUGCCAAACGAAACAGCGCCAGCGCAUCGACAUACUGCAUUUGCCUGUCGUUUUAUUAUCGAAGGGGAAGGUGGAUUUACUGCUGUACACGGUCAGAGGAUCCAGAUGCGGCGCGGAGAUGUUAUCCUGACCCCUACCUGGAACUGGCAUGACCAUGGCAAAGACGGCUCUGGACCGAUGAUUUGGCUAGAUGGUUUAGACCUUCCUAACUUUGUCCAUUAUCCCGUUCAUUUUGUGGAACACUAUGCCGACCCACGAUAUCCAGCGAAAGAUGUCGACUCCAAUACUUCUCCUAUAGUCUUUCCAUGGGAGCACAUGAAAGCCCUAUUAGACGCCAAAAGCGAAGAUUACAACAUGGAGAGAUACUUGAAGUCGGAUGGGUCUGAAAUUAGUCGCACUUUAGGCGCAGCUGCUAUCCGUAUAUCGGCUGGAAAGUCAACCAAAGCCAUUCAAGAAACUGCUUCAGCAAUCGUACAUGUCAUCGAAGGCAGAGGAAAGUCUUUGAUAGCAGGGAAAGAAUACACCUGGCAGCAAGGUGACACAUUCUGCAUUCCAGCAUGGCACAAAUAUCAGCAUUAUGCAAGCAGCAAAGGCACUGUCUAUUUGUACAUCUGUCAUGAUCAGCCGAUGCUGAAGUCGUUAGGCUUCUACAGGACAAGUGAUGAUGAUAUCGAGUCCCUGGCAUUUCGUUGAUUAGAACCGUACAUAGUGAAAUUGAAUUCUAUUUCAGCUCUA
This is a messenger RNA of Bipolaris maydis ATCC 48331, 936 nucleotides long. RefSeq names its product RmlC-like cupin domain-containing protein. Lineage: Eukaryota; Fungi; Ascomycota; Dothideomycetes; Pleosporales; Pleosporaceae. Gene Ontology annotation, molecular function: dioxygenase activity. The record is from RefSeq and is a predicted model, not a curated record.